Molecule: messenger RNA, 420 nt
Organism: Saccharomycopsis crataegensis
Lineage: Eukaryota; Fungi; Ascomycota; Saccharomycetes; Ascoideales; Saccharomycopsidaceae
Source: RefSeq, a predicted model, not a curated record
AUGGAUAUACGUAAAAAUUUAACAAUCUCUAGAUUAGCUUUAAAUAUUUUUAAUCAUAAAUACAAGGAAUUAAAAAAUAUACCUCAAAUUAAAAAUGAUAGAUUAUAUAGUUUUAUUAGAGAAGGAUUAUAUGGAGGUGUUACUUCUGUAUAUUAUCCUUAUGGAGAAAAUUUAUAUUAUUAUGAUGUUAAUUCUUUAUAUCCUGCUAUGGCUUUAGAUAAUUUUAUUGGAGGUCUAGAUAUUAGUUUUUUAUACAAUUAUGGUGAGGAAGAAUUAAAAUUAGAAGAUUUAUUUGGAUUUUUUAAAGCUGAAGUGGAAAUAGAUAAAAUGCAAAUAGAUAAAAUGCAAAUAGGUUUAUUACCUUUGAGAACUAAAGAUAAAGGAUUAAUAUUCCCUGUAGGGAAAUUUAAUGGGGUUUGA